This is a messenger RNA of Cygnus atratus (black swan), 1623 nucleotides long. RefSeq names its product potassium inwardly rectifying channel subfamily J member 6 (gene KCNJ6). The coding region runs from base 352 to 1623 and encodes 423 amino acids. Lineage: Eukaryota; Metazoa; Chordata; Aves; Anseriformes; Anatidae. Gene Ontology annotation, molecular function: G-protein activated inward rectifier potassium channel activity. Gene Ontology annotation, biological process: potassium ion import across plasma membrane; regulation of monoatomic ion transmembrane transport. The record is from RefSeq and is a predicted model, not a curated record. The transcript has 5 exons. Gene Ontology annotation, cellular component: plasma membrane.
GCCGAGCCGAGCCGAGCCGAGCCGGGAGCCGGCGGGUGCCCGUGGGUGCGGCGCGGAAGGUGGGCGAGCGGCGCGGGGAAUGGAGGACCCCAAAAGCAGCCUGGGGGCCGUGUGACAGCCGGCAGCGCUCGCACACACGCAGACGCUCGAAGCGGCCGGGAGCCGGACCCGGUGCAGAGCCGGGCAGCAGCGCCCUGCCCCGUCCCGCGGGGAGCCAGCAUGGAGUAAGAGCAGCGUGCCGCCACCAGAUCUUGGAUCUAAGAGACCUAAGAAGCAUAUUGAUUGGAAUCAUACCAACUAUCCCUUUUUGACCCCGGAAAACAGAAUGAGAAGUCCAAAAGAGAAACAGAGAUGGCCAAAUUGACAGAGUCGAUGACUAACGUACUGGAAGAAGACUCAAUGGAGCAGGACAUAGAGAGCCCUGUCACUAUUCAUCAGCCAAAGUUACCCAAACAAGCUAGAGAGGAUCUGCCAAAAAAUCUAAACAAAGAAUGUGCCAAGAGAAAAAUCCAGAGGUAUGUUAGGAAAGAUGGGAAAUGCAACGUCCACCAUGGGAAUGUCAGAGAGACUUACCGUUACUUGACUGACAUCUUCACUACUUUAGUCGAUCUGAAGUGGAGGUUCAACCUGUUGAUUUUUGUCAUGGUUUACACAGUGACCUGGCUCUUCUUUGGAAUGAUCUGGUGGCUAAUCGCCUACGUGCGAGGAGAUAUGGAUCAUAUAGGGGACAGCACGUGGACCCCAUGUGUCAGCAACCUCAAUGGGUUUGUCUCAGCCUUUUUAUUCUCAAUCGAGACAGAAACCACCAUUGGGUAUGGUUACCGGGUCAUCACGGACAAGUGUCCCGAGGGAAUUAUUCUGCUUUUAGUUCAGUCUGUUUUAGGUUCUAUCGUCAAUGCUUUCAUGGUUGGCUGCAUGUUUGUGAAAAUAUCCCAACCCAAGAAGAGGGCAGAAACCUUGGUUUUUUCUACAAAUGCAGUUAUUUCCAUGCGGGAUGGAAAGCUGUGUCUGAUGUUCCGAGUAGGAGACCUUAGGAAUUCACACAUUGUAGAGGCAUCAAUACGAGCCAAGUUGAUCAAAUCCAAACAGACAAAGGAGGGGGAAUUUAUACCACUCAACCAGACAGAUAUCAACGUAGGUUAUUACACAGGGGAUGAUCGUCUCUUUUUGGUUUCACCACUGAUCAUCAGCCAUGAAAUUAACCAGCAGAGUCCUUUCUGGGAGAUUUCCAAAGCCCAGUUGCCCAAAGAGGAGCUAGAAAUUGUUGUAAUCCUAGAAGGAAUGGUGGAGGCAACAGGAAUGACGUGCCAAGCUCGAAGCUCAUACAUUACGAGUGAGAUCCUGUGGGGCUAUCGUUUCACCCCUGUCCUCACUCUGGAGGAUGGAUUCUAUGAAGUUGACUACAAUAGUUUUCAUGAAACAUAUGAGACCAACACACCAGUUUACAGUGCCAAAGAGCUGGCAGAGAUGGCCAGCCGAGCAGAACUGCCCCUGACUUGGUCUGUUUCCAGCAAGCUGGACCAGCAUGCUGAGCUGGAAACUGAAGAGGAAGAGAAGAAUCAAGAAGACCAAAAUGAAAGAAAUGGUGAUGUGGCAAACCUAGAGAACGAGUCCAAACUGUAG